This is a messenger RNA of Amphiprion ocellaris (clown anemonefish), 5473 nucleotides long. RefSeq names its product nectin cell adhesion molecule 3a (gene nectin3a). Lineage: Eukaryota; Metazoa; Chordata; Actinopteri; Pomacentridae. Gene Ontology annotation, biological process: homophilic cell-cell adhesion; heterophilic cell-cell adhesion. The transcript is spliced from 6 exons. The record is from RefSeq and is a predicted model, not a curated record. Bases 81 to 1745 code for a protein of 554 amino acids. Gene Ontology annotation, cellular component: apical junction complex; adherens junction.
GCUCCCGGGGAGCGCGAGGCAGCCAGAGCGAGUAGGGACGGCGGACGGAGACAACCGAGGAGCUCAGACUCACCGGAGCCAUGGAGAGAACAGCCCCGCUCGGCAGGACUUUACCCUCGAACGGACUGCGACUUUUAACGUCCCUGCUCACCUUGUUCGGACUUACCGCAGGUGUGAGCAGUAACCAGGUGGUUGUUCCUGACAAAGUGAAUGCAGUGCUGGGGAAGAACAUCACACUGAGCUGCAGAAUAGAAGUGGGCUCCAACCUCAGUCUCACACAGAGCUCCUGGGAACGGCAUCUGCCUUCAGGCACCAUUACCCUGGCAGUGUUCAAUCCCGAGUUUGGAACCUCAUAUUCUCAAGAAUAUGGCAAGCGCAUCUCAUUUGUCUCCCCUUCAGUACGAGAUGCCACCAUUACCCUUGAAGGAGUUGGCUUUGCGGAUAUUGGCUCCUACACCUGCAAAGUGGCAACAUUUCCUCUGGGCAAUACACAAGCGUCAACCUUCGUUAAUAUAUUAGUGGAGCCGAAGGUGUAUGUGUCUGCUGGCCCCGCGGCUCUGCUGGACGGUGGGAACGAGUCGUUGGUGGCCACCUGCAUCGCAGAGCGUGGACGUCCCGCCGCUGAGGUUUUCUGGGAGACGGAGUUGUACGGGCGAACCGAAAAACAAAGUCAGGAUGAGCCCAACGGUACCACCACCGUACAUGUACGCUACAUGUGGCCACCGCAGAGCUAUGCCCAGGGGAAGACGCUCACCUGCGUUGUGCGCCAUCCGGCCCUGCAGACAGAGUUUCGCAUCCCCUACACACUAAAUGUUCAGUUUGCACCAACGGUUUCAAUAGCAGGAAUUGCCAAAAAUUGGUAUGUGGGUCAAGCAAACGUGAAAUUCACCUGUGGAGCCACAGCCAACCCACCUGCCCGUCACUUCACAUGGAUCAGGUUGGAUGGAUUGAUGCCAGAGGGUGUUGAGGUCUCAAACAAUACCCUUGCUUUCACUCGUCCAUUGGAGCGCAAUGACUCUGCAAUCUAUCGCUGUGAAGUGAUGAAUGACAUCGGUCUGCGCAGCCAGGAUGUGAACAUCUGGGUACAAGAUCCUCCCCCCACCACUGCAGCCCCCAGCACCACCACCUCCCUCCACCACGACACCUCUGGAACCGGCACUGCUGAGGACCAGCAAAGAGCCCUGUUCACCUCCCCGACGCUGGCCUCUUUACCCGACAGCAGCCUGGGAACCAUCGUCGGCGGGAUAGUGGGCGGAGUUCUUUUCCUGAUUCUCUUGCUGAUCCUCGGUGGGGCUUGUUACAUGCGCCAGCGCAGAACCUUCAGAGGGGACUACUACACCAAACAGUACCUGGGACCCUCCGACAUGCAGAAGGAGUCUCAGCUGGAUGUGCUGCAGCCUCAUGAGCUGCAGGAAGUCUACGGGGACAAGACGAGCAAAGGCAGCCACGAGCUGAAACCCAAACUGGGUGGAGACAUCAUUUACCCCGACUACACCCCUGAACGCAAGGACAGGGACAACUGGGCCGACAGGGGGGACAACCACAGGGGCCUUAAGGAGGGAAACUACUACCCAGAUCACUACAACACCCAAAACAUGCACCCCUGUGGGCCUCCUGUGCACAGCACCAUAGUGAACAACGGCUCCCCCUACCUCCCGGAGGACUGCUAUGACAAUGGUACAGACAGCGACUAUGUGUCCCACAUGGACGGAUCUGUGAUUUCACGCAGGGAGUGGUAUGUCUGAGCAAAGAAGCAACCGACAGAAAUGGACAACUGACUGACAGACUGAGAAUAAUUUAACAAAUGACAGCUAUGAAUAUCAUUGAAGGUUGUGUCAUUUCAGUUAAAGGAUAAAUAGAAAUUCUCAGCGCAGUCUCACAGUGAGCUCGUUGAACAAUACUGCUCUGCCUUGAUUGUAACCACUUAACCUUACGGACGUGUACGUGGAUUGUAUUACACUUUUGUAGCAUUUCAAGGAGCUACAAAUAAGCUGGAGUGUCUCACUGAUAUUAUCUUUGUAGGUUCAAGAGGCUUUGGCAUACAGUGAUGUUUCAACUGAUGUGAAUGAGGUUUUGUUUUCUGCUCAUUUGUGUUUGCACCUGUCUUUGUCACAGGUCACAGGUCAGUUGCUCAGACCCUUGUUAGUGACGUAUUUAUAUCCCUGACCGACUGAGCUCUGCUCCCAUAAAACCUCACAACUUCUGUGGCAUUUUGAAAAUGCUCUCUUGAUUGCUUUACGGCAUUUUCAUACAAGUGAGAUGUUUAUCAUGGCUGCAACCAGUAUUUAAAGCGAAUUAUACUGCAUGCUUUUUUAAGACAAAGUAUCCUUAAGUGAAAGGGAAAGUCGCACAGUUAAAAGGGAGAAUCACAUUGGCGUUUUACCAAGGGAAAAGCAAGCCGACUGAUGGAAGUACAUGACAUAAAAACACUGCCCUGCUUAAACUUUUCGGUACACUUCUUCUGUGGCUUUUGCAAGCUCGCAGAGUCUCCUGUAAAUUAGCCAUGAAAUAGUAAACCUGCCACCUGAGAGAAGACGCUCCCUGUCGAAUUACUUUUAUCUUCAGCUUCACUUCAACUUCACUUACACAAUAUUUUACAGAGUCCUCUGUUCCCAAAGCUGGAACUGCAAGUGUGUGGUUUUGCAUUUGCAGCAGUAAUUUUGUCAUAAACGUGCAAAGCGGAAAUGUCAAAUCUGUUUACAGUGCAACCGAACAAAUUCAGGUUGUUUUGAUAAAUAAUUCAGUGAAAAAUUACAGCAACCGUGAUCUGAUUUAACUGUAAGACACAAUAAAAUAUUUUGCCUUACUAAAGCUAGCAGCUUGUCGUCGGCAGCUUUUUGUCUAAAAAUGGCUGCUGCUUAUCAUUAUAUUGAUGCGCUGAUGAAAAAAAUUCUGAAAAUUACCAGAUUUUUUCUGAACUGUUGCAGUCACCGCUAACAGACAGCCAAUGUUUUGUGAGACAGAUGCAUUUAAUGUGAAAAACCAACACUGGAAGAUGUUUGUUUUGCCUAAAUUCAUACAGUCCUGACAGUGUAAAGAAGCAAACAAUAAGCAGUGGCUGAUAAAAUCACGCUGGAUUACAUGCAUGUAUCAUUUUACCUUCAAAUCCCUCGAUUUUAGGUAGUAAGAUCUAAAUCCAGCACAGUGACUGUCCUAAAGUCUACCACUACCAAUAAAAACUACUAUCCUGAGAGAUAAUUGCUGAAUGUAAAUACUUCUGCUGACCCUAACUAGAAUAAAAAAUGUGGUUUAACAAUAACUUUCCACCAAAUCCACCAUUAUCAGUAUUGAAAUGUGUGAAUUCAGUCAGAGUAAAGCAAUGAAAAAGCACAACUCUGUUAUUACAGUUGUCAGUAAACAUCAAAAGAAGCUUGCCAGGCCUCGGCCUUCUCCACUUAUCCAUGAUAACAGGCUGCGUUGCUGUCUUUUCCAUUUUCCCUUCUCAAUAUCCCCUGAUUUCUGUCUGCAAGACCAACACCAAUUGGUCAUUAUAGGUUUUUUUAACGUGGGAUCAAAGUGACGUGUUAUAAAUACCAGAUGUGACUCUAACAGCUGUCAUCAUCUGACAUUAUGUGGCUCCAUAAACCACCAACAGUUUUGCUGCUCCCGCUCGACGCGCCGCCGUCCUCAUUCACAACUGUAAAUAAGCAAAAAAUAGAGAAAGGAAUAAUAAUAAACCGAUCCUUCAGCUUUAGUUUGUGUGUGUUUGUUUGAAGUCUGAUUAUUCGAAUGUGCUUGGAAAUGGCGCGAGCAGCUGACGUCACCACUGAGCAAGCUUUAAUGUUGGGGUUUGGCUCUGCUGAGGAUAUACAGCGAUCAUGGAAACAAGAAACUUAAUCCACGAGUGAAAAAAUCAGAACCAUGUAGGUUAGAGCUGUCUGUGAAAUGGCUCCCCAAGGGAGGCGUAUUUCUUUCUUUUCCUUACAAACAACAAAUCCAGUGACAUUAAGUUGAAACAAAGGAGUUGACAUCAUCAGUGAUCUCAUUUCUCCCAGUUUCAUUUGACCUUGAGCUCUCCCACUUUUCUUUUUUUUUUUUGUUUGUUUCCUCAGGAAUGAUUCAUGGAUCAAAGUGGCCUCUGUUAAGCCUCGCUUGAAAGGGAAACUUACCCUUUUUGGAAACUUUUUUACUCAAUCAGGACCAUAUAUGUGUGUUACAGUCAGAGCAGGUCAAGUGUAUUUUGAGGUCUUCUUAAUUAUCAGGGGGGUUUUAUAGAUUUUGGGUGCACAUUCUCGCCCUGUUUUAUUUUUUUUAACCCUUCUCCACCCAUAUUUUUUCAUGCCAGGCCUUUGGUGGAAGGUUUGGAUGUCUGAGAAUAAACUUCUUUAAUCUCUUUUAGCUCACUCUCACUCUCAUCGCCGCACACACGCAGCCCAACGCCACACAUCUGCCACUGCUGCCCACAUUCAAAGCGCAGUCCUCACCUCAAACCUCCAGCUUUUUAAUUAACGUUUUUAUUUUUUUUUUCCCUUCUCGUCACACUUGGCAACAAGAAGUGCUCCAGCUCUGUGAUAUAUAGCACAUCCGUGUCUGCAUGCACGUUUUAUUUUGUAUUUUUUUAACGCGGCUGAUUUAUAGCUGUCUGGUUUCUUAUAUGGGAAAGUCGCUCCCUGCAAACAGCUGCCCUAAAACUGAAUUUUUACACCAGUUUGUGUUUCAUCUCGAGGGCUGAAGUGAUGAAUAUUUUCAUUUUUAAGGUCACUCACCAACUGGUUGCAUGUAAAUUAAGUUAUUCGCUGCCUACUAAGCUCAUUAUUUCUCAUCUCUAAUGUUUAUAUACAUGUACAUAUUAGGAUUAGUGUAGGAUUAGCUGUUCUCUCAGUUUGAUUUAUAGGUUGGUGUAGAGUUUGUUCUGGACUCCCCUACUGAAUAGCUGGUGCCUUACAUGGGCUGAGCAAUGCACAGAAACUUUUUUUAAAAAAAUGACAAUUACGGAAAGCAUAAAGGUUAUAACUAUGAUUAAAGAGGAGGACUAUGGCUGGUCCUUUAAUAUGUAUUCCAUCUUCAUAUUUAAGAUUUGCUGAAUAACGGACAAAAGGUUGAUUGUCAUGCCUUAUAUGCUUUGAAAGGACGCGUAACAAGUUGGUUACUGAGUAAAAUUGUAGUAAACAAAGUUUCACUGGGAAUUUAGGCAAGCCAGAUUCAUAGAAAAUAUUAUUGUCCUGUAAAUAAGCUGGCUUUUUUAAUUAUUAUUAUUGAGGGAAAAAAAUCAUAUAUUUUGUAUGAGGUCUGUAAUUUUCACAGAGUAUUAGUUUAUCUUACGAGCGUCCGAGGGGCUCUUGUCUCAUGACAACGUAGACGGCGAUCCUGUUUUCACUGCAUUUUUAUAUUUGUUCUCGAGAGUUUGUGACCAAUUAAUUUGUAUGUUGUUCUUCGAGUGAUUGAUGUCUCACAGGAAUCAGGAGGUGAAUGUGUGGUAGAUUGUAUUUUGUUCCUUUAGUUUGCAAUAAAACACCACCAUUAUUGCACUCCA